AUGAAAGUGCUUGUGAUCGUCUGUGUGGUGCUGGCCAACCUAUUGACAGUGCGUUCGGAUCAGACGGAUUUCAAUCACAUCAACUCGGAUGGAUCGUUUGCGUUCGGCCUGAAAAACUCCGACACACCCGGCGCCCAUUACCACACGGCCAGUGGCAACCCGAAGACGAUUGUUCGAGGCCGUUACGGAAGCCGCCAGCCGGACACGGGGCGCGUCGAGGAAACGAUCUACACUGCGGGACCACGCGGUUUCCGUGCCCGUGGGCCGAAGAUUCAUCGCAAGCAGAGUCUCUCGCAGGUCCCACGUGGUCCCGUUGGAACGCCUGAAGACCCGCAAGCGGAUCCGUACGAUGAUCCGAGCUACGAUUUCCAGUUCAAGACGCGCAACUACCAACGGCGGGAAGGCUCCGACAGCAAUGGACGCGUGAACGGUCUCUACACGUACAUCGACGACGUGGGUGAGAAGCACUCUGUGCGGUAUUCAGCUGGAUCGGGUACGGGAUACGAGGUGGCCAACCCCAUUCCGGACGCACCGAACACGAUCGCCUACGAAAGUCCGCUGUACAAAACGCACAAGCAAGUGCGCGGGAAGGUGGCAUUCGAGAGCGGACCUACCGGAUCUGGCCAGUAUAAGUUGCUUUCCGUGGGUCCUGACCAGCGACGUGCGGAAACGACCGGUCCGGAUGGAGUGACGCGUGGCUCCUACUCCUAUCUGGACGAUAAGGGUGUACAGCGUACGGUUCAGUACAUUGCAGGAGCCGGUAUCGGUUACAAGGUGGUUCAGAGCACGGUUGGUGCCGGGACGCAUCGUUUACCACAGCCCAAUUUCGGCGUGAACCACGUCGAGCAGAGUGAAAUUGGGGACAACAACAAUCCUUCCUACCAGACGGCCCCAUCCGGACCAGCCAGUGAGCGUCCCGGCGCAGGAUACGACCACGUGGCUCGACCAACGGGUUCCGGUGGUUACGAUGGUGGUUCAAACCGACCCACGGCUCCAGGAGGCUCGUACGAUCCACCAACAGGUCCAUCGGGCGCUGGAAGCCCUUAUCCGGAUGGAUCGAAACCGUCCGGAUCGGGAUACCCGGAUAACGGUCGUCCAACGGGCCAGGGAUUCGACGAGGAAGACUUCGAUAGCAAGCGUCCCACGACGAAUCCUCCCAGUCUUCGUCCUCCGACCACGGAUCGUCCAACGGCACCAAGCGACUCGAGCGAAGCGUCCCGCGAGAAAUACCCACGUCCGGACGACUCAUCCGAUCAUGAUCUUGGGGGUUACGGGGACGACAGCAUCAUCGGACUCUUGCCACCUAAGUACGAUUACGAAGCGGGAGGAUCUGGACCUGGUUCGAGUGGGGCUGAUCCCGACCACGACCAACCACCACUCUCCGGCCCGUUCGAUGUGGCAAUCUCGAGUGGACCAUCGGGACCGGCACCGUAUCCGAGCUUUGGUGAAUCCGCCCCCGGGACAAACGCGUUUAACUCGAACGAUUUUGCUGGCUUUCCCGAGGUGACGUACGAUCAGAAGAAGCUAGAGGAUGACCGCAAAAAGGACUGGCGUGAUUUUGCCAAGGACUCGACCAUCAUCAAAAACGUGGGCGAUUGGUAUGUGGGCCUGGCACCGGGUGCAUCCGUUCGAGCGCACAUACAGAACAUCGAUCUGCUGCCGUACGGUGGUCGAGCACCUUCACCGGGGGAUGCACUGCGUCGGGACACACAGGCGCAGGCUAAAUCGAGCUCUACCGGUCGCAGGAAACCGUACGAAAAGCGGUAG
Molecule: messenger RNA, 1767 nt
Organism: Anopheles nili
Lineage: Eukaryota; Metazoa; Arthropoda; Insecta; Diptera; Culicidae
Gene: Cpr73D
Exons: 4
Coding region: 1-1767 (588 amino acids)
Cellular component (GO): chitin-based extracellular matrix
Molecular function (GO): structural constituent of chitin-based larval cuticle
Source: RefSeq, a predicted model, not a curated record